Ipomoea triloba (trilobed morning glory) is the source of this 861-nucleotide messenger RNA. Its product is annotated as protein FAR1-RELATED SEQUENCE 5-like. Bases 1 to 861 code for a protein of 286 amino acids. The record is from RefSeq and is a predicted model, not a curated record. Gene Ontology annotation, biological process: regulation of DNA-templated transcription. The transcript has a single exon. NCBI's taxonomy places the organism in Eukaryota, Viridiplantae, Streptophyta, Magnoliopsida, Solanales, Convolvulaceae.
AUGGUGUUUGUCCCGUUUACAUGUACUGAUAACCACAAGAGGUGUGUCACUUUUAGAGCUGGGUUGUUAACCAAUGAAGAUAUCCCAUCAUAUGUUUGGUUAUUACAGUGCUUGAAAGAAGCGAUGUGUCAUGAUCCAUCUUGUUUUGUGACAGACCAAGAUCCAGCAAUGAAAACAGCAAUUGCACAGGUUUACUCAAAUGCUCGCCACCGCUAUUGCAUGUGGCAUAUUAUGACGAAGGUUGGAGAGAAGGUCGGGCUGGUGCUGUCUAAAGAUGUGGGUUUUAGGCAGAAGCUCAAUGCGAUUGUGUGGGAUGAAACGCUGCAACCUAAUGUUUUUGAGGAUAGGUGGUGUGCGGUGCUUGCAGAGUAUGGCCUCCUGGACCAUAGUUGGUUCUCACAACUGUGGGAGGCCCGUACAUCCUGGAUCCCUGCGUAUUUCAAAGACGUGUUCUUGAGCGGAAUGGUAACGACCACAUCUCGGUCAGAAGGACAAAAUAGCUUCUUUGGUAGGUACUUGAGUCCAACAGCUAGCUUGGUUGAGUUCUUUAGUCACUUCGACUCUGCAAUCGAUGUACAACGACAGAUACAGUUGAAGUUGAAUGCUGAUUGUGACGGCCAUUACUCAGAAUUGAAAACACCAUUACUGUUGGAACGGCAUGCGUCCGCAGUUUACACCAUCACAGUUUUCCACGAGGUGCAAAAAGAAAUCUAUGCAGGCUGUUUUUUCUGUCGUCUAGUGUCCAUUAAAGCAUGUGGGGACAUUAUUACCUAUGACAUUAAGGAAGAUGAUGUGCGUCUGUUCACCGUGCAUUACAGUAGUACAGACAACAGUGCAACGUGCAGUUGUUCAAAGUUCUAG